CUGCAAAAGAAAAUAAGCUUUUAGCUUGAAAGUAAAAAGUGAAACUGCUAGUUAGUAAUUAUUUGCUUCUGCUAUUAAUUUAAGAAAUUGUAAUAAUAACAAAAUGGAGUAUUUAUUAUAAAUGCGAACAUCAAAACAAAAAAUGUCUAAUUAUCAAGAAAUAGUGAAUCUAAAUGUUGGUGGCACAAAAUUCUCCACUUCGUGGCAUACCCUCACAUGGAUACCUGAUACAUUCUUUACUGCAUUACUCAGUGGUCGUAUACCAACAGUCACAGAUGAAAGUGGUGCCAUUUUCAUUGACCGUGAUCCAAUUCAAUUUGCCUUAAUUUUAAACUAUCUCAGAACUAGGGAUAUAGACUUGAAUAAUGUCAAUAUAAGAUCUCUAAGGCAUGAAUGUGAUUAUUUUGGUAUCACACCACUCAGCAGGAGAUUGGCCUUGUGUGAUGAUGCUAAUCACUCUACUUGUGGGGAUGUGCUUUUUUAUGGAUACUUGCCACCACCAUUAAUUCCACCCAUUGCUAAUAGUAAUGGAAGAACUGGAAACAAUGGCUCUAGAAAGAACUUAGCAUCUACCAGUUGUGAAGGAACAAGUAGUAGAACUCAUUCGAGAAAUUCAUCCUUAGACUUGAGGACUAUUGGGAGAAUACCUUCACAGGAUCAAUUGAACCGAAGUGUCAGAGGUCAUUCGAGAGCAGCUUCACUUGGCAAUACAGACACACUCAAAGGGAUGAGACAUACUGAAGCAAAUACUUGGUCUGACAAUGUGAAAGUACUGAUUAUAAAAGCACAUCACAACUGGAUUGCAGUAGCAUAUGCCCAUUUUGUUUGUGGAUACAGAUUAACAGAUUCGUGUGGCUGGUAUGUAGCAUUCCAAUCACCCGUGCAAGAGUCCACGAUAGAGCGGAUAGCGCUGAAUGCUAAGAGUGGUGGGAGUACGACAGGUGGCAGCACUACCACCGGAAAUGACGUCAUGCUGGGCAUUGCUAGUGGACCACUUGUUAAACUUUGGGCCUUCUCGACACACAUGGAACCUGUCAGGCGGACUCUUAUAGGAACAUUCAAUUUAGGCGUGCGAGUAGAGCAUUUGCUGUUCGUGGGUCCUCAAUUGGUCGCUCUCAGCGGCGCGGGCAGCAGGAGUAAGGCUGGUGUCUGGCACACCAGCACCCAACACUGGCAGACGCAGGACGUGGCACAUCUCACUACGCAUGACACCGCCGGCUCCUUCCUCCUACUGGGAACUGCUACCGGAUGCAUCAACUAUAUCGAUAUGCAGAAGUUUCCGCUACGAAUGAAGGAUAAUGACUUACUCGUGACGCAGUUAUAUAAAGACCCGAACCAGGAACCCAUCACAGCUAUUUCCGUCUACCUUACACCAAAAACCAGCCUAUGCGGCAACUGGAUAGAGAUAGCAUACGGCACGCGCUAUGGGUCAGUGCGUGUGAUAGUGCAGCACCCGGAGACAGUGGGACAUGGGCCGCAGCUGUUCCAGACAUUCACCGUGCACCAGAGUCCCAUCACCAAGGUGUCGCUGUCGGAGAAGUACCUGGUGUCGGUGUGCAGCGAGUACAACCACGUGCGGUCAUGGCGCGUGACUCGGUUCCGGGGCAUGAUCUCCACACAGCCGGGCACCACGCCCCGCGCUGCUUUCAAAGUGCUUGCGCUCGAUGCUGCCACGCCGCAUCCACACAACGACUGCGGGCCAUAUGGUGAACAAGACGAAGAACAGAUUUUCAUCCAAAAAAUUGUUCCCGACACCGACACUCUAUAUGUUCGUCUGGCUUCCAACGGAAAAAGGGUUUGUACUAUUCGUUCGGUGGACGGGUCAGGGGUGUGUUGCUUCGUGGUGGCGGAGUGCGAGGGAGCCCUGCGGCCGCGCCGGCUGCUGGUGUGCGGCCAUCGCUCGGGCGCCGCGCAGCUGUGGGACCUCACCGCGCACAUCGACCGAGCGGCGCGCGCUCCUCACACUGCGCCUGCCUCGCACACACACACGCCCGGUGAUUGUGAAGAAUCUCCUGUGUCCGAGGGUGGGCCGAGUCCAGACGAGCUGGUGCGACUCUUGUCCGCGUGCGACCUGGACGCGACCCCGCUCCCCUCGCUGCACCCUCCCCUCACCUCACCGCGCCACGCCCCCUGAUACCCCGCCCUCAGCGCGCUACUGUGCGCGAUAUGCGCACUUAUCGACUAGGAGAUACAGGUGAAUCUCACGACUUGAAGUUUUAAUGCUGCACCUAGGGUUGCCAACUAUACUGUUUUCAACAGUAUUUAUACUGCUUUUCACUAAAUUAUACUUUUUACUGUUGAACAAAAAUAAAGUAUACAAAAUACUGUUUUCAGCAUGCAAACACAUUAUGUGUUAUACUUACUCGCUCACACUUUGUUUUUUUUAGUCAGAGGGCGCUCACUGCUGCACAGUGUGAGCGUAGCCACAAACAAAUCACACCGAGUUUCUGAACGAAUCUGUCAAUGUCAAAUAUUCAAGAUUGUCAGUGACAGACGUGUGAGUGUAUGCGUUCUAGUUCUCAUUCUCAGGACAUAUAACCUUUUUUUACGAGGACCGUGAAUUACCUCAUUUACUUAUUUUAAUUUUAGUUAUAAUUGUGGUUAUGUAUUGUGUCGUAUGAAGUUUUUAAACAAGAUUAAAUAAGUAAGUUGAGCGAGAAGUUUUAAAAAGAUUUGUUUUUAAAACAAUAAAUAAAUAAAAUACUGUUCAUUUUUCUAAAAUACUGUUUAACCUGAAUAUACUACAUUUUUUGUAAAAAAAAGUUGGCAACCCUAGCUGCACCUGCGAAGCUGAUUCAUAAAGGUUAAUAUAAUGGUAGCUAACUCAUAAAGCUCACAUUUGAAAAAAUGUUUGAAUUAUCACAAUAAUAAUAAUAUUGUAAAACUAUCGAUGUAUUGAGACAUAAAUUAUCGAAAAAAUCUAUAUAAUUUAUUUUUUGUCUAUUGUAUUUGUAAGUAAAAUCAAGUUAAAUGUAUGUUAUAGUUAUAUGAAUGUUAUAUUAGGACUCAAUAAGAUUUGUUUUAACGGAAAUAUAUAUUCCAUAACUAUACUAGCGCAUCUAUACUGAAAUCUAUUCAGUUUUGUUUAUAAAGUUUUAUACUAGGCGUAGGAAAUCAUUGUUUUAAAUUUUAUUAGUUUAAGAAGACUGAUUUUAGCUCAAGAUAGUAUUUUUCUAUGUAUAAUGCGUAACUUUUAUACUUAUAUAAUUACGGUAUUUGUUAAUAUGACGAUGUCCAAUUACUGAAAUGUUAACUUGCUGCAUUUUUUACGUUAUUUCGUCUGAUUAUCGUAAACCCGAAGAGCAGCCAAAUGUGUUGUAUUGAUUCAAUAAGUGCAUAAGAUUUACUGAAUUUCUUUCUAGUAUUUUCUUCUCACAAGCUCUACUUUUUCCGAACAUAUGGUAAAUUCAGUAAUUUAAAAGAACUACUUAAAGUGACGAUUUAAAAGCGCUUAGUUUAAGCCUAAUUGAAUAAAGUUUGUUUGACUUAUGUUAAGUUACCUUUGCCAGAUGAAUUUAAUUAUAUUAAUUUUAUAUGUUACUCAUGUUAUGUAUUUUAAACUGAUGCUGUGUUAUCACAAAAAAGCUAAACAUGUGUUGAACACUUGUUUUAGAAAAGUUCUAUUACAAAUCUGUCUCAUUCUUUUGUUUUGCGUUCAACAUUCUUUAGACAUUGCUUAUAUUUAAACACGAGUCGAAGCUUGUCUAAGGUGUGACGGAUAAAUUAUAUUCUUAAGGAAGAUUUAGAUUGUUUGAUGAC
This is a messenger RNA of Leptidea sinapis, 3759 nucleotides long. Its product is annotated as BTB/POZ domain-containing protein KCTD3. Bases 122 to 2134 code for a protein of 670 amino acids. NCBI's taxonomy places the organism in Eukaryota, Metazoa, Arthropoda, Insecta, Lepidoptera, Pieridae. The transcript has 13 exons. Gene Ontology annotation, molecular function: protein binding. The record is from RefSeq and is a predicted model, not a curated record. Gene Ontology annotation, biological process: protein homooligomerization.